AUGGGUACUGAGAAGGAAACCUUGGGUAAUGCCAAGAUGGACUGGUGCCCUGAGAGUCACCACCCAUCCCUCAGCCCUGAAGGAGGUUGCUCAUUGGCUUCUUCUGCUGUCUCCUGUGGUCUGGAGCAGCUAAACUUAGAAGAGGUGGUCUGGGCGACCCGUAUCCACACAGGGGCUAAGCCUCAGGUCUCCAGAGGCCCCAGCGAGUGGGCUGCAUCCAUGACCCUCAAUGCCCUUAACCCAGAGAGUUCUUCACAACACAGGUCGGGUCACAGUGGUGCUGGCCUGAAUCACUGGACUGAGGUUUCUGACGACCCUGGUGAUACACCUCCUGAAGUCUCCAGACUCCGGCCAUUCCUUGGACACGGAUCCUUCUCUCAGACAACCUCCAUGGGUUCCCGGGACAAGGCCCUUCGAACUUGGGACCUGGAGACGCUGGACAGCUCUAGCCCGGACUCUGCCAGCCACCUGGAAGAGCAAUGUCGGAACAUCUCCCCUGUCCUCAAUGAAGAGCACAGCAUGGAUAGUGUACUGGAAGACUCCCGGGACCUGCUGUCCUUAACCUCACCCCCUCCAGGCAGAGAAAACAAGUUAACUAUGCAUGCUCCAAUGAGGAACCAGGAGAGGACAGAGGCUACUUUUUCUCUUCCAGAGAUCAUCAGAUACGAAGUCACUGUGAACCGACGGAACAUUGAAGACAUUUGCCUAGGUUGUGGAAGUCUCCAGGUGUACACGCAGCACCCUUUAUUUGAGGGGGGGAUAUGUGCCUCAUGUAAGGACACGUUCCUGGAGACCCUCUUUCUUUACGAUGAGGAUGGACACCAGAGCUACUGUACCAUCUGCUGCUCUGGGGACACCCUGUUUAUCUGUGAGAGCCCUGACUGUACCAGAUGCUACUGUUUCGAGUGUGUGGAUAUCCUGGUGGGCCCCGGGACCUCGGAGCGAAUCAAUGCCAUGGCCUGCUGGGUUUGCUUCCUGUGCCUGCCUUUUAGUCGCAGUGGACUACUGCAGAGGCGAAGGAAGUGGCGGCACCAACUGAAGGCCUUCUAUGACCUAAAUGGGGCAAGCCCUCUGGAGAUGUACAAGACAGUAUCUGCGUGGAAGAGACAGUCCAUGCGGGUGCUCAGCCUUUUUGGGAAUAUUGAUAAAGAGCUAAAGAGUUUGGGCUUUUUGGAAAGUGGCUAUUCUGAGGAAGGAAGACUGAAGUACUUGGAAGAUGUCACGAAUGUUGUGAGGAGAGAUGUGGAGAGUUGGGGUCCCUUUGACCUUGUGUAUGGCUCCACACAGCCUCUAGGCUACUCUAGUGAUCACUGCCCUGGCUGGUACAUGUUCCAAUUCCACCGGAUGCUGCAGUACGCUCGACCACGCCCAGGGAGUCAGCAGCCUUUCUUCUGGAUAUUUGUGGACAAUCUGCUGCUGUCUGAGGAUGACCAAGUCACAGCAGCUCGUUUCUUCCAGACGGAGGCUGUGACCCUCCAGGAUGUCCGCAGCAGAGUCCUCCAGAACGCUGUGCGAGUGUGGAGCAACAUCCCAGGGUUGAAGAGCAAACACUUGGCCCUGACACCAAAGGAGGAACAGUCCCUGGAAUGCCAAGUUAGAACCAGAGCCAAGAUGGCCACUGAGAAAGUUGACGCCCUGGUGAAGAGCUGCCUUCUCCCCCUGAGAGAAUAUUUCAAGUAUUUUUCUCAGAACCCACUUCCUCUUUACAAAUGAAUCAUGAUACAAUGAAAGAGGAGGCUUUCCUAGAACCACAGCAGCCUUCCUCCUAUGCAUGCCCCUUUCCCUCAGCACAGUUUUCUUCCAUUUGCUUGCUGGCCUGUGGGUUUCUCUGUUUGUGUCUCCAAGAUGUGAUGCCUCGAUGCAGCUCACUGUGAGGGUGGGAGGUGCCCACUUCUGUGAACAUGAUUCUGAUGGGUUAGCCCAUCAUGCAUCUCCAAAAGUAUGUGUGUACCUGUUGUAAAGUUUUUCAAAUAUAUUAUAGGCAUGUUACUGGUA
This is a messenger RNA of Phodopus roborovskii (desert hamster), 1995 nucleotides long. RefSeq names its product DNA methyltransferase 3 like (gene Dnmt3l). The transcript has 16 exons. NCBI's taxonomy places the organism in Eukaryota, Metazoa, Chordata, Mammalia, Rodentia, Cricetidae. The record is from RefSeq and is a predicted model, not a curated record. Gene Ontology annotation, molecular function: enzyme activator activity; DNA (cytosine-5-)-methyltransferase activity, acting on CpG substrates; DNA binding. Gene Ontology annotation, cellular component: nucleus. Gene Ontology annotation, biological process: negative regulation of transcription by RNA polymerase II. Bases 1 to 1713 code for a protein of 570 amino acids.